Messenger RNA from Hippocampus zosterae (dwarf seahorse), 2389 nucleotides. RefSeq names its product neuronal acetylcholine receptor subunit non-alpha-2-like. Gene Ontology annotation, molecular function: transmembrane signaling receptor activity; acetylcholine-gated monoatomic cation-selective channel activity. The coding region runs from base 189 to 1637 and encodes 482 amino acids. NCBI's taxonomy places the organism in Eukaryota, Metazoa, Chordata, Actinopteri, Syngnathiformes, Syngnathidae. The record is from RefSeq and is a predicted model, not a curated record. The transcript is spliced from 6 exons. Gene Ontology annotation, cellular component: synapse; postsynaptic membrane; neuron projection. Gene Ontology annotation, biological process: chemical synaptic transmission; nervous system process; monoatomic ion transmembrane transport.
CCCUCAUCCUUUUCCUCCAUCGCACCUCGUCUUUCACCGUGUGACGCUUCAGCCCGGAGUCAGCGUGUGCACCCCGUCUCUUUGCCCGGUUUGGGACCGUAUGCUGCCCACUUCGACUCGAUGGGAACCUCGGCUUGUCCCCGGAGCGUCAGACGUUAGCGAAAAGAGGCUGCAGGAGCGCACAGAACAUGAUGAAGUUGGUGCUCCUCUUCGUGCUCUCGGCUGCAUCUUGCCUCGCCACCAUCAGUGCAUCAAAUGAGUUUGUAUCCUUGGCGGAAAUGGAGGACUCCCUGUUGAAGAAUCUCUUCCAAGGCUACCAGCGUUGGGUGAGGCCCAUUCAGCAUGCCAACGACACCAUCAGAGUCCGCUUCGGUCUCAAGAUCUCCCAGCUGGUGGACGUGGAUGAGAAGAACCAGUUGAUGACGACUAAUGUUUGGCUUUGGCAGCAGUGGAUUGAUUACAAGCUUCGUUGGAAUCCAGACAAAUACGGAGGCAUUACUUCCAUUCGAGUUCCAUCCGAAAACAUUUGGCUCCCAGACAUUGUCCUGUACGAAAACGCUGAUGGCCGGUUUGAGGGCUCUCUGAUGACCAAAGCUAUUGUCAAGUACAACGGGGUCAUCACUUGGACACCGCCUGCCAGUUACAAAUCGGCCUGCACCAUGGACGUCACCUUUUUCCCCUUUGACCGCCAGAACUGCACCAUGAAGUUCGGCUCUUGGACCUACGACGGCAACAUGGUAGACCUUGUUUUGAUUGACGACCAAGUGGACCGGAAGGACUUUUUCGACAAUGGCGAGUGGGAGAUCCUCAACGCCACGGGCGCAAAGGGAAACAGGAAGGACGGCCUGUAUUCCUACCCCUUCCUCACGUACUCCUUCAUCCUGAAGAGGUUGCCGUUAUUCUACACGCUCUUCCUCAUCAUCCCUUGUCUGGGGUUGUCUUUCCUGACUGUGCUGGUCUUCUACCUUCCGUCUGACGAAGGCGAGAAGCUGUCGCUCUCCACCUCUGUCCUCGUAUCACUCACUGUUUUCCUCCUCGUCAUCGAGGAGAUCAUCCCCUCGUCUUCCAAAGUCAUCCCGCUCAUCGGCGAGUAUCUGCUCUUCAUCAUGAUCUUUGUCACACUCUCCAUCAUCGUCACUGUGUUCGUCAUCAACGUUCACCACCGCUCGUCGGCCACCUACCACCCCAUGUCGCCGUGGGUUCGCAACCUUUUUCUUCAGAAGCUGCCGAGGUUGCUGUGCAUGCGAGGUCACAUUGACCGGUACCACUACCCGGAGCUGGCUCCUGAAAGUCCCGAAGUGAAGCCACGAUCUGUAGGUCGGAGAGGUGGCCAGAGGGCCAGCGCUGGACAGACCACUUCCGAUGGAAAGGAGGACGAGGCCUGGGCCACCAUGCUGGAGAAGGCCAUCUACUCGGUGCGAUACAUAAGCAGACACAUCCGCAAGGAACACUUCAUUCGAGAGGUGGUUCAAGACUGGAAGUUUGUGGCCCAGGUGCUAGACAGGAUCUUCUUGUGGGCAUUCCUGACUGUCUCCAUACUUGGCACCAUCCUUAUCUUCACUCCAGCUCUGCAUAUGUUCUUCAAAAUACCACCACCGAUUGCAAGUGAGGAUCCAACUGCAAGCUCACAGCUUUAGGACAAAUCACAUCUAAUUUCAGUCUAUAAAUCAGUAACAAUAAUUUCAUGAUAGGAUGUCUGUUAUCCGUGUAAUAACUGUGACGCUUAUAUUUAUCUCAUACUGGUCUUCCACACAGUUUCUGUCUGAAAUUCCCGUCCCCUCAUUGUGCUCCCUUACUUAGACAGAUUUCAAUUGUUUUUUUUCCCCAUUGGUUUUUACAUAUAUAAACCUCACUUUUUUGAAUUACAUUGAUAAGUCAGUAUCACUUAACUUGAAGAAUUCAUGUAAUAAACGCAACAUAUUGAACAUAAUUUUCCUCUUCCAAUAUGUGCUACAAGAAGCAGCAAACCUAGGUCAAAAUAAGUAGUGCGUAGGCAAAUAUUCACUGCUGUCUUUGCUUGAAAUGUUGAUUUUCUGCAUUUGCACACAGUGAUUACAAAUAUAUUGCAGCUAUGACUUAGUAUAGUAAAGUUUUGGGGUCUUCUAAUGAAUCGUUUUAAUCAGUCCAGCAAAAUUGCAACGUGAUGCAUGCAUGGUGGUCAUUUGCAAACAAUACAUCAAAAUAUACCAGAUGCAAGAUUGUCAGUAUGUGACAGUACCCUCUACUGGUCACUCAAAGAUGAAGACAGCUGUAUUUCUUGCCUAUAGGAAAAUAUUAUUUUGAAUCCUGGUAUGUAUGCAGUAUAUGAUUAGUUUUUGCUCAGAACAGAAUCACCACUAUUUCUGUAGUCCAUCAUAAUCACAAUAAUAAAAACAAUAUAACGUGGCAA